Molecule: messenger RNA, 951 nt
Organism: Lobosporangium transversale
Lineage: Eukaryota; Fungi; Mortierellomycota; Mortierellomycetes; Mortierellales; Mortierellaceae
Exons: 1
Coding region: 98-865 (255 amino acids)
Source: RefSeq, a predicted model, not a curated record
UUACUAGUCCUUUUUUUAUUAUUAUUAUUAUUAUUAUUAUUUAUUUAUUUCUUUAUUUAUUUUUUAUUUUGGGAGCCAUGUCAUUCCCGACGACACAAUGAUGAUAAUUAUGAUAAUUUUGCUCUCAUUUUGGUCCGUUGGCUUAGUGCUAAUUCUUCCUCUCUUAUUUUAUUUAUUUAUUUAUUUUCAUGCAUCACCAAUGUGUUCCUGUUUUAAUGUAGCCUCAAAAUCCUCCUUUUCUUCAAAAAGGAAGGCUGCAAGGUCCAUGUCGCUUGCAUCAACACCCGCAUCUAUCUCUGAGCUGUUUCGUCGCCAGAGCAGCACAACUAGUUUGGGCAGCAUCCUCACACCCUCAACUCCAUAUUUGGAAAGCAAGAGCUCCGAUCCCAUUCAAGGUCCAAUUCAAUUCGGUUUUGGCUCCUUCCUUCUUUGGCUAAAAGAUCAUCCUUCCUCAUCCAAGGUUGGAUCUGAAAACCUCGGCAGGUUCUUACUAGUCAAGAGUGCCUCCUUAAUUGCUGCCUGUCUGGGCUGUGUCUACGGUCUGGUCUUUGACAAGCAACUGUCCAUCUCCGCUUGCUCCUUUCUUCUCUUCUUCCUGCCCGCUGUCCAAGGCGCCACAGGCGCAACCCGUCUAUGUGGACUCAUUCUUUCUCUAGCCAUCACCGCAGUCUUCAUAAACUUUCAGAUGCGGACCAUCCCUUUGUUGGGUCCCAGUCUCGAGACCACACUACUCUUUGCCUUACCCCUCGUGACUGGAAUGCUUGUCGGACGCAGAGUUGGCCUAGCUUCCUGUCUGGCAAUCAUUCUCUAUUCUAUUGAAGAGUAUCGCGAGAAAACUAAGGUUAGUACAAAGUACAUGUCUUAAUGAUCAUCGUUUGUGGAAUCUUUUAAAGUUUUAAUGUGUUUUAUUUAUUUUUAUUAUUAUUUAAAAAAAAAAACCUUUUUCUUGCU